This is a messenger RNA of Medicago truncatula (barrel medic), 893 nucleotides long. Its product is annotated as auxin-induced protein 10A5. The record is from RefSeq and is a predicted model, not a curated record. The transcript has a single exon. Lineage: Eukaryota; Viridiplantae; Streptophyta; Magnoliopsida; Fabales; Fabaceae. Gene Ontology annotation, biological process: response to auxin. The coding region runs from base 399 to 674 and encodes 91 amino acids.
GUGAGAUGUCUAAACCAUGUCUACCAUUGCAUUAGCUAUACCAAAAUUCAAUAACAAACAUCAGGUUUCUUUCACCAAUCCACUGUCUUUAAUUUUUCCAUAGUUGUGUUACAAAGUGGGGUAUUUGAAUGUUCUUCCAUUUAACUUCAUCUAUAAUCCUUGAAAAUGACUUCUAUAAGACAAUAGUACAAUACCAUGUGAUCCCUUGUCCGUCACUAGGCCCUAUCACAGCUCACCAAAAUACUUUCAUUGGCUAAUUGAUUUUGUAGAGUUCCUUAGCUUCUAUAUAUACACUAUUCCAUGGGUUCUCAAGCAACGUAAGUCUUUUGCAUCCUAAAUUAUCAUAAGUCAAAUAUAUAUUUCCCAUCCAAAUCCUCUAACAAUAAAAGAAAAAAACAAUGGGUUUCCGCAUAGCAAAGCUUAUCAGAAUGCCAUCAUUUUCGUCAACACAAGCAUCUAGUAAAGGAUUCGAAGUCCCAAAAGGCUAUCUCGCAGUCUAUGUUGGAGAUCAAAUGAGGCGGUUUGUGAUUCCAGUAUCAUACUUGAACCAACCUUCAUUUCAAGAAUUGCUAAAUCAAUCUGAAGAAGAAUAUGGAUAUGAUCAUCCAAUGGGUGGUCUUACCAUUCCGUGCAGCGAGGAUGAAUUCCGAAACCUCACUUCUCGCAUGAAUUGAGCUGUAGAUAUCAUGCUAAUAGAGAUUAAUAUAGAUUAGUUCAUUCUAAUUUGCAUAGAAGGCUUUUUUUUUUUUAUCUGUUUUGAAUAUUUUGUUCAUUUUGUUUCUGCCAUGUAACACUCAUUCCUACGGAAACAAAAUGUUCCCUCAAUGAGAAUGUUGGUACAAGAUAUUGUUAAAUCAUUUUUAGCUUAUUCUAAAUCUCAACAAAUUCUAUUA